Molecule: messenger RNA, 1941 nt
Organism: Anas platyrhynchos (mallard)
Lineage: Eukaryota; Metazoa; Chordata; Aves; Anseriformes; Anatidae
Source: RefSeq, a predicted model, not a curated record
AUGGAUGUAGUAGACCUACUUCUUUCCUACGGUGCUACCAUUACUUGCAAAGAUGUUGCUGGCUACACGGCUGUGGAUUAUGCUCUCCAGUCGGGACACAUUGGCAUUGCCAGGAAACUGGUAGAACGCGCACACUGCGAAAAGACGGGAGAAGCUUCUGCUGAUGCUGCACAAGACACAGCAGUCCCCAGCAGAUUUUGCCCUCUGACGACUGAGCGUUUUCUAUUUCACACACGUGCUUUGGAUGGAGAAGGCGCCCUGCCAGCUGUAGGAGCAGAGCAGGAGGAAGAGGCUGAAUUGCCCACGGAUCACAAGGAUCGAGACAGAGAGCUGCAGCUGGAGCUUCCUGUUGCUCUUCAAAGACUAUUAAGGUUACAAGAAGCCACACGCGAAUAUACUGAGAGCCAGCGCAGUGACAUGGAGAAAGGCAUACAGUACUUGCGAGCACAACUGAACGUAUUUAAAGCUGAGGAUCGAGACAGACAGCUGCAGAUGGAGCUUCCUGGUGCUCCUGAAAGUCUGUCUGUGUCAGAAGCCCCACCUGAGGCUACUGAGAGCCAGCGCAGGGACGAUGAGAAAGAUGCAGAGCGCUUGCGAGAGGAAUUGAGAACGGCUAAAGCUGAGCUCAAAGAACUUUCGCAGCAGCUGGAGAUGAAGUCUGAAAAACGCAGGCAGCUAGAAGCACAAAAUUGCGACCUGCAAGAAGAGCUGUCUGCUCUGCGUGGCUCUCAGGAAAAACUGGAGAAGACCAAUGGCCAGCUGCAAGAAGAGGUGGCAUACCUCAAAGAUCUCCUGAAGACUUCCAAGGUGAGUCUCGUGCAAAAGCAACAGCAUGAGACAGAGAUAAGAAAGGGCCUGAAAAGGAACAAGUGCUCAUAGCAGAAGUCGCAGGACAUAUUUGUAUUUGGGGUCUUGCCCCUCUUUCUUUCUGUGAGGUGUUGUUCUCCACUGGUGCAGAAGUCCCCGUGAAUUGUGUAUGGAGCCUAUGGAAAAGGCUUACAAGCAGAGCACUGUCUUACAGAGGCAAAAUGUCUUAGUACUAGCUCUGAGGUUAAAACGGAGUGCUGAGAACUGGUGUCGUCCAGAUUAAAAUGAACGGUUGACCUGGGGCAGUUUCUGGCUUCUGCCUUGACAACUGCUGGUAGUGAGGAGGCAGAGUGGCCUGCCCUUAGUGAGGCUGAGCCCUUGAAACUGGCUAUGUGAUAGGUAAACAUGAGCUCUGGAUUCUGCAGGAUUUUGUCUUUUUUUUUUUUUUUUUUGUCUGUUAAUGUUCAUGCCUGUGUUGUUCUUUGCCAUGCUGCUUCUUGUAUUGUGAGUUGUCUGUUCUCUCCUUGGUGCUCCUUCUGUUGUCAUACGUAGCAGGUGAACGCAGAUGCAGUUGUCGUUAUGAGUCAAAAUGAACGUGCAGAGCAGUAUCUGUGGGGGCACUCUGAGGGCAGGCUGCUCUGUGGAGGAAGGACGAGCUGAGAGUCACAGCAAGGCUGGCGGGCUCAGUGGCUUCACAGGCCAUGGCACUUUUCAGUUCUGGCAGGUGCAACUCCACCUGUCUGAAGUUGGCUCUGCCCAAGAUCACUUCUGGAGCCCUGUCUUAGGAGUUGAGACAGUGACGUUUUUGUAACUUGCCGCUCACCAGCUGCUGUCUCAGGCCGUCUUUCCCUAGCCAUGGGCACCCUGAUGUCGAGGACCAAGAAGUGCUUUUGAGCUGCCAUGGGUGUCUUGUUCAGUUGCAUGGAACCCUUUAGCUACCUUUCCCCUCGUUACUGAGAGGUGCUGCUAAGGCACACGUGUGCUUUAGAAGGUUCUGUAGAAGGACUCAAGUGCCCUUGUGGUGGCCCAUUCUUAGUCCAAAGGCUCGUAGCAUUCUCGUGGCUUCACUGCCAUUAGAAGAGUGCUGUUAUUUGAGAGGAAAUAGCAUUGUGUGUAGGCACUGUAAAAUGAAGA